AUGAAUUUGGAUCAAGCCUCUAAGGACAAGGCCCUGCAGAACAUGGCCGCCCUGUCGUCGGCCCAGAUCGUCUCCCCGAACCUCAUCAAGAGCCACCUGCCCCCGCUGCCCCCAGCACCCUACCCCAACCCAGCCAGGUUCUGGCCUUCAUCAAUCCCAGGGCAGCCUGGACCUUCUCAGGAUCUGGUUCUAGAUCUCAACCACGGGAGGCAUCUGGGCCUUGGUCGCAACAGCCACGCUCUCAAACCUUUUCCACAGUCUCCCUACUCCAACCCGGGCCCUUUACCCCCACCCAUAUCAAACUACGAGCCCCUCGCCCCCCCGCCGCCCCCUGCGGCCACGGCCGUGCCCGUGUGGCAGGACCGAACCAUCGCCUCCUCCAAGCUGCGCAUGCUGGAGUACUCGGCCUUCAUGGAGGUCCAGAGGGACCCCGACAACUACAGCAAACACCUGUUUGUUCACAUCGGCCAGACCAACCCGUCGUACAGCGACCCCCUACUGGAGGCGGUGGACAUCCGGCAGAUCUACGACAAGUUCCCCGAGAAGAAGGGCGGCCUGAAGGAGCUGUACGAGAAGGGCCCGCAGAACGCCUUCUUCCUCGUCAAGUUCUGGGCGGACCUGAACAGCAGUGGCAUGCAGGACGGGCCCGGGUCGUUCUACGGCGUCAGCAGUCAGUACGGCAGCGCUGAGAACAUGACCAUCACCGUGUCGACCAAGGUCUGCUCCUUCGGCAAGCAGGUGGUGGAGAAAGUCGAGACGGAGUACGCGCGUAUGGAAGGGGGGAAGUGUGUGUACAGGAUCCAUCGCUCGCCCAUGUGCGAGUAUAUGAUCAACUUCAUCCACAAGCUCAAGCACCUGCCGGAGAAGUACAUGAUGAACAGCGUACUGGAGAACUUCACUAUUCUACAGGUGGUGACGAACCGGGACACUCAGGAGACGUUGCUGUGCAUAGCGUUUGUGUUUGAGGUGUCCACCAGUGAACACGGAGCCCAGUACCACGUCUACAGACUAGUCAAAGACUAACCCCCCCCCUCUUGUGAAGAGACCCCCAAAGUGUGACACAAACUCCCCCUCCGACGGCUCAGCCACCCAGGAAGCACCCAGACUCUCUUGUGUCGGACCUACAUCCAAACGUUUUUUUCCUCUUCUUCUACCAAAAAAAAAACUCCAACUAGAAAAUGUGGCGAUGGGUGCGGAGAAGGCAUUCUCAGCCAGGAGCAGCAUCAGCAAAAAAAUAUAUUUUAAAGAAUUGAGUUUUUAACGGUCAGCUAUAUAUAUUUUUUUGUUUUGAGACACAAACAGAUGAAGUACCUUAUCAACUAUGCAACGACAGCAGAUGGACACCAAAAUGUUUUUAAUCGAGGGAAUGAGGAAGUGUUGGGGUUUGCAAUGAUUCUUAUAGCAAUCAAGGGAAAACGCUAAGCAAUAAGAGUACGAAUGACGACGUCACAGAGCAAAGAGCAAAGCACCACAGAAGAAGAAACGUGUUUUUGUUGUUGUUGUCGUUGUGGUUGUUGGCGAUCCUACCAACAAUCAAAGACAGGACAAUAAGUGCCUUUUUUUCUCCAAAGAUUACAUCCUGACUCGCCACUUUGGAGCAUUUUUUAAUACUACCUCUUGUUUUUUUUGUAAGUAAACAGAAACAAGCCAGAUACAAGUAUAUUCUGUCAUUGAAAAAGAGGAUCCAUCGCCGUGCGUCGUUCUCAUAGACCCGCCACAGAGCUGUCGAGACCCCGGUCUCCCGGGCUCACACGGGGAAGAAAUUGAGUAUUUGUAUUUUUAUUUUUCCUUUGUGUGAGUUGUUUUACAAAAAUACAAUGAUGGAGUUAUACAGUCCAAAUGUACAUAAAAAGAAGAUUGAUUGUGUUGCCAAUUUCGCCAUAUCAUGUAGCCUUUCGUCUCAUCCUGUUUUGUUACACAGUAGAUAAUCAGGUCGUGCCAUAUUUAACUGGUGUAUUACAGUUUGGAAACGUCGUUCUAUUUGCUAGCCGUACUAUAAACCAUCCUUCCAUGCUCUUCCCCUGUGUUUAAAGGGCUGUUUUACAACCCGGUGCGAGACUUGCAAUCCAUUACAAGCCAUUUUCAAAACAGACCCUUUAGUGAUGUCACAAGUGGGAGUAUCCACCCAGAUGCAUGCUGGUAUGUUGACUAGAUCAGCCUACCAGUUACAGACCCUUUAGUGACGUCACAAGUGGGAGUAUCCACCCAGAUGCAUGCUGGUAUGUCGACUAGAUCAGCCUACCAGUUACAGACCCUUUAGUGACGUCACAAGUGGGAGUACUAUCCACCCAGAUGCAUGCUGGUAUAUUGACUAGAUCAGUUGGUUCGGUCCAACGGACAGGCUGAUCGUUUAUCUCCCAUCAUGCAUCGGGGGGGAGUGGCUUGUAAAGGGGAGUCAACGCCACAACCGGUGGCAAAAUAGGGCCCCUUUAACGACCCAUCAUGGAACGGUGGCUGGACAACAGACAACGAGCGUCAUGAUCUGCCUUAUGACUUAUGUAGCCUAACUAAGAUUGUUUCUGUACUGUGAUGUGUGUCCACGGAUGCUAAAGGAAUACGUUGUUACAUAGGAGUAUUUCGUGGGGACUUACAUUCACGUUUUGUGAUUAACUUAAACACAGCACGGAGACAUCGUCCGCUCGAUGUGAUGAAAUACUAAACAGACAAACAAACGAAUAACGAAUAGUGUGUGGCUUGAGUGCCACAUACCGAGCCUUGAGGGACAAAAACCUUUUUAUUUUUUACUAACAUCUUUAUACAAGUGCUUAAUUUCAACGUGGGCGUAUUCGAGACGGAGAUAGUGUCUCUGUGCUGUGGCGUGUGACCAUUGAUUGUUAUUUAUAUAGGGGUUGGAAACGUGUGGUUACUGGUGAUGUAUUUGUACUCUUCUGCAGAUGUUAAAAGAAUCACAGAGCUGAUACCAAGGACAAAGGGCGGCCUCACUAGACACGCCAUGAUGUCUGGAGUGGGUGUGCUUGAAUCUAUAUUUACUCUAGAUAUUUAUUUAUCUAUAUAUAGACAUACACUGUCUUUAUAUAGAUGUAUAUAUAUAUAAAGUAUUUUAAAAAACUUCAAUUUGACUUUCCGUGACGUACCGGUGUUUCAGAAGCAUUACACAAUAGCACUCUUAUCAGUUUUCUAAAUGUUUCUUUUAUACAGACAAUUUUUUAUCAAAAUUAAUGUUUUUUUUGUUUUUCUGACUCCUGUUUUCUCUUGGACUUUCAGCGGUCGCCAUAUGCACCACUGAGAAUAACGUGUGAUCGUGUGGAUGUUGAUAAAGAAUGAGGAGCUCUCUAAUGUAUCCUGUUCAGAAGGGUGUAGGCAGUUUGUUUUUCUCGUUUGUUAAAUGGUGGUUUACUAUUGUUUCGGUUAUACCAUUGUGCAUUGCAAUUUUAUAUUUUCUGUUAUCUUCUAAAUAGGGAUUGUAAUCAAACAAAAUGUAUCUAACAAUAAAAGACGCAUUUGGGGCCAUUUGCCCCAGAAUACAUAAUAAAUGUGUUUUAAAAUUUGUUUUGUCCACUUUAUUUUCUGGAUCACUCUACCUCAACCUUUUCUAUGUAUUCUAGAGCAGACAUGCUAAUAAUAUUUACUGUAUUAUUGAAUAUAUGAAUAGCAGAAGCUCACCAAACUCCUAAUCAAGUUUUGGGCUAUGCACACAAUUUAUAUCUAAGGUCAAUAAGAUAUUAUCUCAAGACAGAGCUGUCUUGAGGAAAAGAGGGAUAGGGUCUGCUUUGGCGUGUGACCAUUGAUUGUUAUUUAUAGUGAGGUUGGUAACGUUGGUAACUGGGGAUGUGUUUGUUAUGUUGUGCAGAUGGU
Gadus chalcogrammus (walleye pollock) is the source of this 3816-nucleotide messenger RNA. Its product is annotated as transcriptional enhancer factor TEF-5-like. The record is from RefSeq and is a predicted model, not a curated record. Bases 1 to 1023 code for a protein of 340 amino acids. Gene Ontology annotation, cellular component: transcription regulator complex. The transcript has 10 exons. NCBI's taxonomy places the organism in Eukaryota, Metazoa, Chordata, Actinopteri, Gadiformes, Gadidae. Gene Ontology annotation, molecular function: DNA-binding transcription factor activity, RNA polymerase II-specific; RNA polymerase II cis-regulatory region sequence-specific DNA binding. Gene Ontology annotation, biological process: regulation of transcription by RNA polymerase II; embryonic organ development; hippo signaling.